AUAUGACAAUGAAAACUCAAUCUUGUUAUUGUUUGUUACUGUCUUUGUUCCUGUUGAGACUAUCAGACCUCUCAAUCUGCAUAGAGCUCUUUAUAAUAAACUCAUCACAGAAUCACAAACUGAACCACAAGAGGAAAUUGUCAAUACACAUAAUGCCUUCAGGAGAAAAGUGUCCCCGCCAGCCAAGAACAUGUUGAAAAUGAGUUGGAGUUCAGCUGCUGCAGAGAACGCUAGAAUCUUGGCGAGGUACUGUGACAAAUCGCAGAGUGAUGCGAUUGAGAGGAGACUACCAAAUACAUUUUGUGGAGAAAAUAUGUUUAUGGAACAUUAUCCUUCUUCCUGGUCAAAAGUAAUUGAAAUCUGGUACAAUGAGUCUAAGUACUUCAAGUAUGGAGAAUGGCCGUCCACAGAUGAUGACAUCCAGACUGAUCACUAUACUCAGAUGGUCUGGGCCUCUUCCUACCUCGUUGGCUGUGAUGUUGCAUCAUGUCGCAGGAAAAAGGCAGCUACAUAUCUCUACGUGUGUCACUAUUGUCAUGAGGGAAAUAAUCAAGACACACUAAAUAUGCCUUAUAAGGUGGGCUCACCAUGUGACGACUGUCCAAAUAACUGUGAAGACGGACUGUGCACUAACCCCUGCCUUUAUUAUGAUGAAUAUAACGACUGUGAUAAGCAGGUAAAACUUUACGGAUGCUCACAUCGAGCCGUCCAGCCAUUCUGCAAGGCCUCUUGUCUGUGUACAACUGAAAUAAAAUAA
Molecule: messenger RNA, 757 nt
Organism: Arvicanthis niloticus (Nile rat)
Lineage: Eukaryota; Metazoa; Chordata; Mammalia; Rodentia; Muridae
Product: cysteine-rich secretory protein 1-like
Cellular component (GO): extracellular region
Source: RefSeq, a predicted model, not a curated record